AUGAUUUUCGAUCCUACUAUGAGCAAGAAGAAGAAGAAAAAGAAGAAGCCCUUUAUGUUGGAUGAGGAAGGAGGGGAUACACAAGCGGAAGAGACUCAGCAAUCGGAAACAAAAGAAGUUGAACCAGAGCCAACAGAAGACAAAGAUGUUGAAGCAGACGAAGAAGACAGCAGGAAGAAAGAUGCAACAGAUGACCUGGAUGAUUUGAACUUCUUCAAUCAAAAGAAAAAGAAGAAAAAAACAAAAAAGAUAUUUGAUAUAGAUGAAGCAGAAGAAGGUGUAAAGGAAUUGAAAAUUGAAGGAGAUGUGCCAGAGGCAGUAGAACCUGAAGAUGACCUUGAUAUCAUGCUGGGCAAUAAAAAGAAGAAAAAGAAAAAUGUGAAGUUUCCAGAUGAAGAUGAGAUAAUGGAGAAGGAUGAAGCUUUUGAGGAUGAAGAUAGCAAAAAAGAUGAUGGAAUUUCUUUUAGCCUUCAGUCAGGACCUGCAUGGGCAGGCUCAGAAAGGGACUACACAUAUGACGAGUUGCUCAACAGAGUAUUUAACAUCAUGCGGGAAAAAAACCCAGAUAUGGUAGCUGGAGAAAAACGAAAAUUUGUCAUGAAGCCUCCACAGGUUGUAAGAGUAGGGACAAAGAAAACAUCUUUUGUCAACUUCACAGAUAUCUGCAAAUU
This is a messenger RNA of Pterocles gutturalis (yellow-throated sandgrouse), 671 nucleotides long. It is a transcript of the gene EIF2S2, whose product is annotated as eukaryotic translation initiation factor 2, subunit 2 beta, 38kDa. The annotation marks the transcript as partial. Gene Ontology annotation, biological process: formation of translation preinitiation complex; translational initiation; formation of cytoplasmic translation initiation complex. Gene Ontology annotation, cellular component: eukaryotic translation initiation factor 2 complex. The transcript is spliced from 5 exons. The record is from RefSeq and is a predicted model, not a curated record. NCBI's taxonomy places the organism in Eukaryota, Metazoa, Chordata, Aves, Pterocliformes, Pteroclidae. Gene Ontology annotation, molecular function: translation initiation factor binding; mRNA binding; translation initiation factor activity.